Messenger RNA from Dendrobium catenatum, 2073 nucleotides. RefSeq lists its product as uncharacterized. The record is from RefSeq and is a predicted model, not a curated record. The transcript has a single exon. The coding region runs from base 389 to 862 and encodes 157 amino acids. NCBI's taxonomy places the organism in Eukaryota, Viridiplantae, Streptophyta, Magnoliopsida, Asparagales, Orchidaceae.
UAUAUGCAUGAAAGUAUAUUCAAUAAAUAAAUAUAUUGAAUAAUUUAUUUAACAAGUUAAAUCAAACGCUAUUGAGUUUAAUAAGUUAAACUCAAAAUAAACUCAUUUACAUCCCCUACGCAUAUCAAAGCGUCUUAAUCCCGCAAUUUAGUUUGAUAAGUUGCCUUCCUUGCACGGCAUUGAAGCGUGAGGACUUAUGGGAAAACAAAGCUUCCAAAUUCGACACAGCUCUGAAACACAAAUUUCAAACCUGAUGAUGAUCACAAUGAAUCAAUAGCUACCGUGUGCCAAAAAACUGGUAGACCAGCAAUAUUAAGUCCAGGAGGAGGAGGGAGAAAGAGAGAGGGAAUGAAAGUUUUCCUCUUUUCAUUCUUCCAUCAGCUUCAACAUGAGAGCCGUUGGUCUUUCUCUCCACCACCCUCUCCCUCAUCUCUCCAACAAGUUGGCCAACUCAAGACAAAAGCUCUACCGCUGCUUGACCACGGCUGCCACGGAGGAUUCCGAUGAUCAAUGGUGUAGAACAGGGAGAAUGGUGGAUAAGAGCAUGCCUGUACUGAGGAAACGAAUGAAGGAAAUCAGAGCUUUGGAUAGAGGAACUGGACAGUAUGCAAAUGGGCUGGUUGAGUUGGAAGAAGGAUAUUGUCACACAUUCAUCAGCUCAGAGAUGCUCGAAUUGCUCGGAAUUCUGAAGCUCCAAUCUUAUUUAUCAGAGGAAGAACGCUCGCCUAAGCUGCUGAUUGGGUUCUCCGUGAUGCUUACUGUGAACUUACCGAUUCCAAUGCUUGUUGCUGUUCUUCAUCUAAAAGAUGCUGCAAAAGGGAUAAUUGACGUUAUGCGUCUUAAUAGAUAUAAUGAUUGUUGAAGAUUUUUUAAGUUUAGGGUUAAGCUUGUAAAUUUUUUAUUUACGAUAUUAUGCAAUAUAAUUAUCACUGUGAAGGAAGAAGCUUCGUUGUUCUUCCAUAGCAGAUAAACUUCCCUAAGUUGAUUUUUAUGUUUUAAAGACAAUCAAGCAAGAAGGUUAGAUUGUUAGCGUUGUCAUUACAAGUACUAUCUGUUGAAUUUCAGCUGCUGUAAUGCAAUACAAUAUAUCACAGAGUAAGAGCAGAAACAGAGUUAGAGCAAAUAAAAAAGUUGAAUUGUAUUUCUCAUCUCAACUUUACAAGGUACAGCGCCACAUUUAUAUAUGUAAAAGAAUUUGGAAUACAGGUGACUUAGUUAUGCGUCAAGGGUUGUGAUUACAAUGUUCAGAACAUAAACGACGAUGAUGAAAAGAGUUCUGAAAAGCCAAAUUUGCAGUAUAGUUGAUAUAUCAUCACAAUUUUAUCAUGAUCGGGCACGAUCUCAAAGAAAAAUCAAGUCAGAAAUUUUCAAAAUUAAAUCUAGGACCAUCUGAACUCCUAUUUCUGCAAACAUACAAUUGAACCAAAAGUUUCAAAAAUACAAACCCGACGACACCAAGAUCGACUCAAUCCGAGCCCAAAUAAGUCCAAUUUGAAGACCCGAAGCGUAUUUGAAAAGUUCAAACCAUGAAUUGGAUGACCAAACAAUUUCCAAAUGUGACAUGCUUAUAGUCGAAUCGAGCGGCUCGACGAGAUAAAUCUAAUGAGCCCAAGAUUAUCAAAUUCUAAUAUCAUUAAGACUUUCAAAUGCUCAAUAAAUGGUCAAUUCAAACUACUCCCAACUUACCCUUGAUCUCCCUCCUAUUUACUGGUCAUGUCACUCUCAAAAAAUUAUAAAUAGACCCAUUAUUACUCAUAGAUGGAAAGGAAAAGCAAGGAAGAGAAGAAAGAGAAAGAAACUAUAGUUUUCUUGCCACCAUACUCCUCGACCACCAUCGGAUUUCAGCCCUACCACCGACUGACGCCGGACUUCCACCCGUUGCCAACUGACAUCUAAUUUCUCGUAAAAAAUCUUAUGUUCUCUGUUUGUGUGCUAGAUAUUUGUACAACGCUAAGGCGUAAAAAUUAAACUCUAUCACAUAUAUUCUAGUCUGCAACAAUUUGACGUUGUUUGUGUGAAAAUUAAUCAUACAAUCAUAAGUACAGUUUAAAUGGCCAACAUGCAUAGUAAUCG